AUGUUUUUUUCUCUCCCAGGUGUCUCCAGAAUAUGCCCUCGGGACGGCAGCGCUAUGACCUUGACCCUGAACUCGUCCAGCUCUUCCCCCUCUGUAGACCCCAGUAUGUACCUGAACAACAGCUACCCAGGGUUGAAGGCCUACGCCGACAACGCCAUCCUGGGCCUGGGCCUUGUGCUGGACAACGACUCCAUUACCAGGGACCUCACCAACCUGACCAGCUGGUCCAACACCUCCCUCCUUGAUCCCAUGGUGACCUAUGACCCUCUGGGAGGUCACACCAUCUGGCAGGUCAUCCUGAUCGUGUUCCUCACCGGGUCUCUGUCUCUGGUCACCGUCGUAGGAAACAUCCUGGUGCUCAUCUCCUUCAAGGUGAACAAGCAGCUGAAGACAGUGAAUAACUACUACCUCCUCAGUCUGGCCUUUGCUGACCUCAUCAUCGGAACUCUUUCCAUGAACCUCUACACUACCUACAUUAUCAUGGACCAAUGGGCUUUGGGGAACUGGGCGUGCGACCUGUGGUUGGCUAUCGACUACGUGGCGAGCAACGCCUCCGUCAUGAACCUGCUGGUCAUCAGCUUCGACCGCUACUUCUCCAUAACUCGACCUCUGACCUACCGGGCCAAGAGGACCACCAAGAGAGCUCUGACUAUGAUCAGCAUGGCCUGGUCCGUGUCCUUCGUCCUGUGGGCGCCGGCUAUACUCUUCUGGCAGUAUAUCGUAGGGGAGCGCACUGUGCCUCCUGGAGAAUGCUUUAUCCAGUUUCUCUCAGAGCCUAUUAUCACAUUCUGCACGGCCAUCGCUGCCUUCUACCUGCCGGUCACCAUCAUGACGGUUCUCUACUGGAGAAUCUACAGAGAGACAGAGAACAGGCAGAAGGACCUGGCGGGGUUGAGGGGGUCGGGGGCAGGGAACAAGGCGGGCCAGGAGGGUAGCCAGAAGGAGGAGGAGGAGAAGAUGAAGGAGGAGGCCCAGGAAGAGGAGGCUCCCAUGGUGCCCAAGAAAGGAAGCUCCAGGAGCUGCAGCAGUUACGAGCUUAACCAGGCCGGUCAGAAAGGCUCUGGAGCCAAGAAGACCAGAGGACGCUUCCGGUUCUGGCCGCUGACUAGGUGGUCCAAGAAGACGACAAUCACAGUGGGAGGAGAGCCGGAACACAGCAGCUCCGAUAGCUGGAACAACAACGAUGGGGGCGGGGCCUCCAUGGACCAAUCAGACUCUGAGGACGAGGAGGGGGCGACGGAGUCAAGCCGAGCUAUAUAUUCCAUCGUGGUCAACCUGCCGGGGAUAAACUCCGCCCCUGGCAACAACCCUAACAAUGACCCCCAGCUGACAUCUCCUGAGGACCAGGAUGCUUCGAAGGACCCUCUCCGGCCACCAGGGGGCGAUAAUAAGGACAAAAAGUCAUCCUCUAAUACCAGAAAGGAGAAGGACAAGGAAGACAAAAGCUACCACCAACGCUCCUUCUCUAAAACCCCCGUCACUUCCUCGUCUUCCAUCCAGACCUCCACCAGGAGCCAAACAGGGGAUGUGUCCUCCACCUCCAAGUCCCCCUCCUCGGCCACCUCGGCCCCCAUCUCCCUGAAGAAUGCGGCCAUGGCCAAGCGCUUCGCCUCCAAAGCCAAGACCCAGAUCACCAAGCGUAAGAAGCAGAGUGUAGUCAAGGAGAAGAAAGAGAAGAAGGCCGCCCAGACUCUCAGUGCCAUCCUGUUGGCUUUCAUCAUAACCUGGACUCCCUAUAACAUUAUGGUGUUGGUCAACACCUUCUGUACUGACUGCAUCCCUGAGGCUCUGUGGGCUCUGGGCUACUGGCUGUGUUACGUCAACAGCACCAUCAACCCCAUGUGUUACGCCAUGUGCAACCUCACCUUCAGGAAUACCUUCAAGAUGAUUCUGCUCUGCCGCUGGCAGGACAUCAACAAACGCAACAAGCCUCAGUUCCAGCAGAGGCAGACGGUCGCCUUCCGCAAGAAGGAGCCCUUGCAGGUGUAA
This is a messenger RNA of Salvelinus fontinalis (brook trout), 1989 nucleotides long. RefSeq names its product muscarinic acetylcholine receptor M3-like. Lineage: Eukaryota; Metazoa; Chordata; Actinopteri; Salmoniformes; Salmonidae. The transcript has 4 exons. Bases 1 to 1989 code for a protein of 662 amino acids. The record is from RefSeq and is a predicted model, not a curated record. Gene Ontology annotation, cellular component: plasma membrane. Gene Ontology annotation, biological process: saliva secretion; adenylate cyclase-activating adrenergic receptor signaling pathway; positive regulation of smooth muscle contraction. Gene Ontology annotation, molecular function: G protein-coupled acetylcholine receptor activity.